Messenger RNA from Brienomyrus brachyistius, 1884 nucleotides. It is a transcript of the gene lpxn, whose product is annotated as leupaxin. Lineage: Eukaryota; Metazoa; Chordata; Actinopteri; Osteoglossiformes; Mormyridae. The record is from RefSeq and is a predicted model, not a curated record. Bases 373 to 1617 code for a protein of 414 amino acids. The transcript is spliced from 9 exons.
GUGGGUAAAGAGGAAAUAAAAGAAUCAUUUUAAGGUUUGUUUGUGCCUGGAAGAGAAGGACAUAAGGCAGAGGACAUCCUGGCUGAGAUGGCAGUCGGUCACAGGGCACACCCACAAAAGGGGGCAUCGAGAGAGACAAAUUCAACCAGCCACAUGAGCUUGAAGAUUGGAAGGUGACCUGUACAAACAGGGCUAGAACAUUCACAGCCUGAAUGUUUAAAUUUUCAAAGGAAGUUGUACUUUCGGUUUGAUGUGAGAUUACUGCCAUCGUCACAGUAACUGUCAGCAAAUCAGUUUCUAGACUUGCAAACACAUCAUCAAGGCUGAAGCGCAUUUCUUUCUAAAAGUCAGCGAGACAGCGAGGUGGCAAAGAUGGAUGAGCUUGAUUUCCUUCUGGAGGAACUGGCGCAGACGACUUCCCAUGAUGCAGAUGCUGUUCCUCAGGCUAAUGUGGGAGUAACUGGGACAGGCGAAGCAACCAGUAAGCCUGGGCAGAUCACUCCGGUGUACUCCACCAAGCUGCCAGCCAGGGAUACAUCCAGCGUCCACGUCUACAGCCAAAUCCCAGACCCGGUGGAGACCACGCUGUUGAGUCCCAGCUCGGCCACAAGGGAACUGGACUCCAUUAUGCAGCACCUUCUGGGCCUGGAACAAGGGCUCUGCGAUUCUCCCACAACCUCGGCACCAUCCCCGCUCAUUCCAAAAUCGGGACAGGAGGGGGAGAAGAAGGAGAGGAAGGAGGUGGAUGAGGGACAAGCGAAGGGAGGAAAGGACAGUGCAUUGGGCACCUGUGACAAUGCGUCCAAGGAGGAGGUCAAACCCAGCAAAGCUGCUGCCUCCAUAGAUGAUCUCCUAGGCAGUCUGGCUUCCGACAUGGAGAAGAUGGGAGUGCAGACCUCAGCCAAGGGCCAUUGUGCCUCCUGUGGGAAGUGCAUUGUGGGAAAGUUCAUCACGGCCCUGGGGCAGGUGUGGCACCCGGAGCACUUUGUCUGCCUGAUCUGUAGGGUGGAGCUGGGCACCACCGGCUAUUUCGAGAGGGAGGGGGAGGCCUAUUGCCAGAAGGACUACCAGAACCUCUUCUCUCCUCGCUGUGGCUAUUGCAAGGCUCCCAUUCUGCAGAACAUCCUGACAGCCAUGAACCAAUCCUGGCACCCUGAGCACUUCUUCUGCGCUGAAUGUGGAACGGUGUUUGGUUCUGAGGGGUACAUGGAGCGUGAGGGCAAGCCUUACUGCAGCAAAGACUUUUACCGUCUCUUCGCGCCCAAAUGCUCUGGCUGCGGAGAGCCAGUGCAGGAGAACUACCUGUCUGCGGCCAACGGGACCUGGCACCCGCAGUGCUUCGUCUGUGCUGACUGCCUGACCCCCUUUUCGGAUGGCUGCUUCAUGGAGCUGGACGGCCGCCCCCUCUGCAUGCUGCACUAUCACUCGCGGCAGGGCACGCUGUGCGGAGGCUGCGGCGCCCCCAUUUCAGGCCGCUGCAUCGCUGCACUCGACCGCAAGUUCCACCCGGAGCACUUCGUCUGCGCCUUCUGCCUGCGGCAGCUCGCCCAGGGGGUGUUCAAAGAGCAGGCAGGCAAACCGUACUGUGCCACCUGCCACAGCAAACUGUUUCUUUGAUGGUGAUGGAGACAGCACCCCCUGGUGGUCAGUCACAUGAUCACAAUGUUCCCUGCUCACAGCUCAGCUAGCGCAUGCAUGGUGCAGGCAGUCAGCCAUGACAGGGCCUCAUCUUCAGGUGCUCCUCAAUUCACCGAAUGUUCGCCGCCUAGCUAGAAGUUACAUGCGUUACAGAUUCUGCUGCAGUCCCGAUGACGCCUUGUGUCAAGCUUUAAAUCUUCACUUCUAUUUUUGUUACUUUUUCUGGUGAAUAAAAAGGAGCCGUGG